AUGGAUUCUCGCGCUGAAGAGGCCGAUUCUGGCGACCAGAGUCGGCGGGGAGUUUGUGAGGGAUCCUCGGCCGCAGCUUGUCGCGCCUCAAAGUCACUUUCUCUUGCCCGACUCACACCAGAUUCGGCGGAUUACGGGUCAGAAGCCCCUGCGGUUUCUGUGGACCAAGAGGAGGCGAUGCACAGAGACGAGGCGAAGGACGCUGGAAAAAGAGGUAAAGAUAGAAGCCAGUCGCCCAGCCGGCGGACGAGCGCCGGCCGCGAGCGCUCGGAGGAAGGGAACGAAAAGCCACCAGAAUCCAAUCGCCAGCAAGCGCGGACGGAUGCAACUGCUGAGAGUGACCAGGAUAGUGAAGACGCGUCCGCAGGCCGCCAUGCCUCGUCCCGCGCCGGCGACGACCCCGUCUCGCCAUCGUCGCCAGUCGCCGCUGCGCCGAGUCGCCCGAAGCGCGACGUCAAGCGCAGCAAAUACACCGACAUGCUCAAGGGAAAAUGGACGCCACCGGCGUCACGCGCUCUCGAGGACGACACAAAGGAGAAGCGAAAAAGAAAGCGGAGGAGAGACGCGCACAGCGUUCAAGGCAGUGCGAUUCCUCCUCUUGCGAGUGAUGCUGGCGAAGAGAUGCCGCAGCUAAAAACGCCGCGGCAGACUUCGUACGGAGAGAGUGUCUCGCCAAGGAGCCACGGCGGCGGCUCAGGAGUCUCACGAGGUCAGAGCCGUCGAGCCGUCUUGCUGGAAUCGCCUCUGGCUUUGCAGUCUUUCUUGCAGUCGCCUCUGUUCGGUGAAGAUUCUUUUUCUGGGCCUUAUGCUGUACAAAACUCGUCAAAAAGCCCGAAAAGGGGGUCUUUCUCGUGUGACCCGUCUCUUCGCACGUCUCUCCUCUCGGCGGCUCCUUCCUCUGCAAAUUCAUUCACUAACCGCGGGUCGCGGGGCUCGCUGUGCGACUUCCAGGCGUGCCUUCAAGCCCCCCGUGAGUCUCCGUGGCCAGUCCUUGGCGGACAUGCUUCGCGUCUCCUGCCUCCCGCCGGCGCCACUCAUGGGAGCUGCCGUAGCGCAGGGGGCGCCUUCCACACCUCCGAGCUCUGUCGAAUCGCGACAGUUGCGCCGCUGACCCCCGCGGGGCUUUCUUUGUCUCAGCCGCACAGAGGCAGCGCGCACUCGCCGUGGGCGGUCAAACCUCCGCCGCUGCAGAGGCCCAAAGAGAAGUCCGCGACGUCCGCGGCCGCCGGGCGCCUCUCCUGCUCAGGGUCUACCGGUGGGCGGACAGACGUGGAGCUCAACGGGGAGGCGACAGCCGGCUCGAGUGGAGAGUCGAUUCCUGCCUGUCGGAGAGCAGUAUGCGGGCCUGCGCUGCCAGUGGAUCUCCUCGGUUUCGGCUUGCCCGCCAGAGAACUUGCGCGCGUCCUUCGGCAGCAACUGAAGAACGAGAGCGAGUGCGGGGCGCAGCGGGCACGAAUCCCCACUGACGACCGUCCGCAGCCGGAAGAGACAAGGCAACGGGUCGACGCCGAGGCGCCCGUGGACGGGGCUGAAGGGAAGGACGGCAAGCUGCACCAAGACAAACAGCAGGGACGCUCCGGAGGCGAAGGCAGUUCGAAGCUCGCAGGGGUUGCGACCCCCUCCCAGCCACUCCCGCCGUCUGUGUCACAGUCCUUGUCCGCUUCGCCUUCGCCUUCUUGCUCGCUUUCUCCGUGUUCUAGGAGGCGGCGCGCCGGCGGCGCGUGCCCAGCGGCGCGGGCGCCGGCGUCGGACGCCCCGGUUGUGGAGCAGUUUUCGCUGAAGUGCGACUGCGUGGUGAUUGGCGCAGGUGUUAGCGGCCUGGCCGCUGCCGCGUACCUGCGGAGAUGCGGAGCGAAGGUCCUUCUGGUUGAGGCAAAGCCGCGAGUGGGAGGGCGCGCCUUCACGACUCUCUUGCCAGCGCGCCAGCUCCCAGACGGAAGAAGCGUCAAGGAUAUCCAAGUCGACCUGGGCGCGAACUACAUGCACUGCGUCACGCGGUUUCGCCGUCGCCAGAAGCGACCCGCAGCGUCCGACCGGCUGGAGGCGCGCAAGCACCAACACGAUAGUGCCUUCUCCUACACGAAGAAGUCGCCGUUUGCAAAUGCCAGUGGCGGACACAGUGACUUCAACACGGAGCCUGUCGGCAAGGCCAUUGGAGGCAUCGUCGGCGCGGCGGGCCUUCCAAGAGACUGCCGGUGGAGACGCGAGCCGUCGCGGUCUGUCAGCGGCAUCGCCGCUGUUCUCCGGCCUCUUGUUGCCGACGUGUGCGGAAAACAAAACUGGGAAAGCACUUUCUUCAGCAACUGGUACGACGACCGCACAGGGGCGCGGAUUUCGCACGCCUCAACGGUUCGCGUGAACCACAUUCUCGAGCUUAUUCGUCAGCGGGCUGCGGCGAAGCUCGCUCAUUUCCCGGCUCCAACCUUAUCCGCGUCGAAUUCUCAACUCCCCACAGAGCCGGCGGAGAGCCGAGAAGGCGCGCCGGAGAAGAGGACAACCGGCCUGCAUGAGACGUCGAGCCGGCAAGACCCGCCGGGAGGCGCUGAAAAGGUCGCAGGCGCUUCUGACAACGGCCUCGCCCCCGCCGCUCGGGCCUCGAGUCCGCCAGCGUCGUGCCCGCCUCCCUCGCUUUCUCAUGCGUCCUCAGCUUCUUCGUUUACGUCGUGUAUCUCUGGCUGCGUCGUUCUCCCCAAUUCGGAGAUCGACGAGAUCGUCCCUGGGGCCGUUGCGUCCACAGUCUCUCUCUCAUACGCCGCGGCGGACUGCUUUGCGCCGCCGCUGAGGACCUAUCUGAGGCAGGCAUCCGCCAGGACUCUUCCUUCGCCCUCUUGCUCGUCGCAGCAGGCGACCGCGUCCUGCAACGCCUCGAGCCGACCGGAAGCCCGGCGCGACGCAAGCGACUUCGACGAAGUGUGCAGCGAUGCGCUAGAGAACUUGAGGACGUUCCCUGCAGCCGCUGACGCCUUGGCUGACGCGUGUCCAUGCGUGUGUGGCGCGCGAGACGGAGCGCACUGGCCAAGCAGCCGCAGCCUCCCGGGGUCGAGGACGGCGGUGCGGGAGGCCGCCUCCGCAGAGCCGGAGGGGGGCAGCAGGAGCCGGGACAGGAAAAGGAAGACACGGACAUCUCUAAUUUCGUCCUCCGCGUUUCCUUCGUAUUACCCUCUUGGUGAGCAUUUGCUCCGAGGUCUCCUCGGCGCCGAGGACAGCGCGCGCGCCACCGUCGACUCUCUCCCGUCUCUCGAAGACACCGCGGCACCGGUCUCAGGGGCCGCCGCCGAGCAGGAGCGCGCCAGCUUCGCUUCGGGCGCCUCCUGUUCGCUCUGCUGUCCUGACUGCUGCACUGCCGCGUGCGGCGAAAGGCGGCGGGCGAUAGAGAAGCUGCGCGAAGCCCAACUAUCGCGCGGGGAGCACGCUCUGUAUUGUGCCCUGAACACGUGCGAGCUCGAGAGGCUGAAAUCGAGUCUUUCGGCGAUUUCGGCUGCGGAUGCGCGACGAGGAGAACGAGGGGGAGAAGGCGCGGCAGGCGAGGAGGCAGGCGGGGCUGACGACGAGGAAGGAUCGAUGGAGUCUCUCUCCGUCAGCGGCAAGCGCCAUAAUUGCCCCCGUCCAGCGGCGGCAGGGGACGCGAGCACCGCAGAGGAGCCUCGCGAGAUGGAAUGCCACGGUGGGCUAGCUUCUUCGCCGUCGACGCCCACGGGCAGAGGCCUCGAGAAGACAUCUCAGGCGGGAGCCUUUCGAGCAGCAGAAGAGGAAGGGAAGCAGCGAAACGGCGCGAGCGGUUUCGGCGUCCCAGGCGCGCUUCAGGACCUUCCGCGGCAUCCGUCUGCCUCACCGUUUCCAGUCCAGUUUCCUUUUUCACUCCGUUUGCAUGAGCACUCCAUCGUCCGCCCAGUGUUCCCCGCCGCGCUUUGUACGGAUAGCGGCUGCCGCCGCAGCGCGUGGGAUAUCCUCGAAGAGAGUAUUCGAGAGGUUUUCGAAGAGGAGGUCCUGCCUGCGUCUCUGCCGGGAGAAGAGGAGGAAAAGGAAGAAGCUUUCCCGGCUGGCAGGCAGCUCCCAGCCAGCUCUACUAAACUCAACGGAGGCGACAAAAGAUCGCGGAAGGGGGCACAGUCGCCGACGCGCGACGGGUCACCCAUGGGGGGGGCGUCGCAGAGACGCGCGAGCGGUAGCUCCACUCCUCUUGCCUCCGUGGAAGGAGAAGAAGGGCGCGUUGGCAAGGCGAGAGAGUCGCUUAGAAACGAUACGCAGUCUCUGGCGUCUCCAUCGGAGCGGGGAAAACAGAAAUCCAAUGCCUCUCCGAAGAGCUCGCGAUGCGCUUUGACUGAACAGGAGCUGCGAAUGCUUUUCGUGCAGCUGCAGUCGAGACUCGGCUACGUGGGCGACCUGCGCGAACAAUCGAUCUCCGCCCUCAAAAACUUCCCCUUCGAGGUGGCUGUGCUCAGCGAACAGGGACGUGAGAGGGUCGCCCUUUCCUCGGCGUCGAGGGAAGCGCGUUUGGAGCACCCUCACCCGCCUGCCGGCUCAGGAGUGUCUCGCUCGUCCUCAACUUCCCUGUCAGCGUCCCGGGCGGUUUGGUCUUCUUCGGCUUUUCUUCCCUCGGGUGCGCCGGCGUCCGCGCCGCCUCUUCCCUCCCCGCAAAGUCUUCAAACUCCCAUGUCGUCGUCUCGUGCGCCUUUCGGGCAGCAACAAAUCCCUGUUCGCCUUUCCGCGGCUUCUACCGCGGGGGGUGACGUGCAUGCAUAUACAGCAGGCCUGGAUGCGGCAGCGGAGCGCGCUCCUGGGGUGCCCUCUUCGGCGUGCGGAGACGACGGCGAGCCGGCGGAGGUGGGCGCGCGUCGGGCUGCUCCGUUGCCUCUCAUCCGCCACUUUCCGAUGCCGCUGAUGGCCUCGGCGCUGCGGACUCAGCAACAGCAUCUGCUGUACACCUUGCAGAGAGAGCAGCAGACUCCGGGGCCUCGCGUGAACCCAUUCAACGCGUGGACGGCGUCGGGCGCGGACAAAAUCGUCGUCGAGGGAUGGAAUUUCCUCCCGGCCUUCCUUGCGCUCCAAGUCCAUCCCUUCAUUCUCACCGGCGCGGCGGCCAGCCUGGUUGAGGUGUGCAUGCCAGACGGAGAAAAAAGGCCGCAUGCAGAGGCAGAUGCCUCGCGGUCAGGCGCAGAGGAAGCAGAGGCGAGGCAAGAUGCGGAGUGGCCUGUGCGAGUGAGACUCCAGGUCCAUCCCGCAGCCGUUGCGUUCAACCGAAGCCACGGGCUGCCGACAAAGCGGGCGCAGAGGCGCGGGCAGGCCAGAGACGGAGACAGCCAAGAGGAGCGCUCAGAAGCGGACGAUGAAGACCUUCAGGAGGCGCGGCAGGCGGAAGACUCUACCAACACGUUCUUUCACGUCCACGCCAAGUUCGCUGUCGUCGCCUUGCCAGUGUCGCAGCUGAGCGAGUCCUUUCUCCGGUUGGGGCAGGGCAUGGCAGACGGUAGAACUGCGCACUCUCGCAGGAGCGACCCUCUAGACGCACCGUCGAUUCGAAGAGCCUCAGCGAACCCAGACGACUGCCAGCCGCCGCUGCCGGGCUCCGCCGGUCUCCUUCAGUUCUCGCCGGCCCUGUCGCUCGAAAAACAGCAGGCGUUGAAGCGGAUCAAAAUGGGCGUUCACAACAAGAUCAUCUUGCGCUGGCACCCCGACGAUGUUUUCUGGGAGCCGCAUCAGCUGCAGCUGAACUGCCUGGAUCAGAAAUUCCAGUUUCUGAACCUGCAUGCGUAUGGCAAAGAGGGGUGCCUUCUCGCGCAUUCGUUCCCACCGUUCUCCAACGGCUACGGCGGACUGCAGUCCGAUGAGGAGGUCGUCGCCGAAGUGCUCGCGGUGCUGCAGAGGAUGUUUGGCUUGCCUGAUCAGAAGCUGCCUCGCCUCGUAGACUACCUCGUCACGCGCUGGCAAGCAGACCCCUUCACCCGAGGAUCCUAUUCGUUCCCUGCCGUUAACGCGUUCGAGGACGACACUGAGGUCUUGCGCGCCCCCCAUCCCGCCGAGAAUCCGCGAGUCCUCUUUGCGGGGGAAUACGUCAGCAAAGCCUACUUCCAGUGCGUGGACGGUGCCUACGAUACAGGACUCCGCGCCGCGGAGUGCGUGGCGCACGAAGGCCUGCGGCUUCCUAUCCCUCCCCGUGAAGACAAAACGCCCCUCGCGCUGGAUGUCUUCACGGGGUGGCUGGCGUCGGGUGCGGGCGCGCAAGGUAAGGAGUCUGAGGAGAGAGAGGGCGGCCUGGCGGAAAAGCGGGCUCAAAGCGGAGAAUCGAGCGGGGACGAAAGCCCUGAGUCACGGCGGCCGUGCGCCUCAGGCCCCACCGUCCUGAACGCCUGCCCCUUCACGGGUUUCCCGUUGCCAGAUGUGCCGACAGAGCUUCGCGGCUAUUAUUUGACCGACAUGUCUGACGCAGGACUCACAGACGCGGAGGGCUCCAGCCCCGAGUCCUCGUUUGCCGCAUCGCCCGAGGGCCGGCGAUGCCCCGCUGUGAAGCGCGCAGAGCUGGAGCUGUGCGAGGAGACAUAUCUGCGCCUGUGUCUCGACUUUCUGAGAUCUGGAGGUGAAGAGGCAGGUGAAGAAAACUCAGAGGGCGACGCGAACAGAAACCAGGCGGCGGAGGCGUUUGUCCACUGCCUUCCGUUCCCGUCACAAAGAUUCUUCUAUAAAGCCUUCCUUGCGCAUGUGCCUCUCGGCGUCAAUCGCUCAAGAUGCCCCCCUGCGUCGGCGGAGCUUUCCGCUCUGGCUGCCCUUCCCCCGCAUGAUGGGGUCGGUGAGGCAGAAGACUUGCACACGUUCUUGACUAGGGCCGUGGAAGUCUCUGAAAAAGAGAAGGACGAUGUGCUAGCGAGCUGUUCAGAGGCGGCCGGUCGCCUCGCUGGCCUUCCGUCGCGUCUCUUGCCCAAUGCCCACAAAGCGGAAGCUGACUCCCUCAAGCGGAGUGGAAUCCGCGACCAGGUGGGGAAGCCUGGCCUCUCCAACAGCCAUUCGGAAGCGGGCAAGGGCCUCGAGCUCGAGUUAAGAGAGUUCGUUUCCUUCCUGUCUCAAUACGACCCCUUCGUGCGCAAGCGCGUCCUUCUUCCGCUGUGGCUAGCAGCGAGCCGCGUGCACGGAGGCGAGGCGACUGCGGAUGAAGCGAAGAAGCAGGCGAAGCAGGAGACCGGGGCGGAGCCCGUUGCAAGCGAGAUGAAGGGGACAGGCCUGCCGGUGGGAACAGUGAAGGAAGAAGCGCCAGAGGAAAGCGAGCCCAGCAGCUGCAGGUCCGCGUCACGCGCAGCCGAAAAAACAGAUGUCCAAGGCGACGAGGAGGAAAGCAGCAGCGAAGCGGCUCUCGGGACGGGCGACGGGUGCGGGACCCCGGAUGCUGCCAGCGAAGCCGCGGCGGGCAGAGCUGACAGCGAGGAGGAAGAACGGGCUUGCUUGCGGUGGAGGUAUCUGCGGGCUGCGGAUGUCCUUCUGCGCCACGCGCGAGCGGCAGCUUUCCUGCCGUCGCUGACUCCGAUCGGCCUCGCCAGCUUCCUCGUAGAUUCCCUGCCCCGUGCACCGCAUCGCCCGCUCCAGCGCGCGGUCCGGCUUCCACGGCAGCUGGUAAAAGGGACGUCGACCGAGACCAGUCUCUCUUCUGGUGCGGGCUCGAAAAGUCCUGAGGCAGAGAUUGUGGAAAAGGCGGGAAGCGGCGAACUGGAAGCAGCUCCCUGCGCGGAGGCCCGACGACCCUCACCGGCCUCCGCAAACGACGAGGUCUCAGCGUCAGAGCUUGAGCAGCGCUCUCCCCCUCCCCAGGGCUCAACGGCGGGACACGCCGCGAAGAACGAAGGCGCUCGCGACGAGAGUGACGCGGCGAUCGCAAGAGGGAGGAAGAAGGCAUCAAGGCGAGGCGCGUCUGCGCGUCGCCGGCAGCGCGUGCCCGCCAACGCGUUUCACAGGGAACUGGGAGAUCGCCUGCUUCACCAGCUUCGUCGUAGCGCCUUUCCGUCCUCCGAUAUCGCAGCCACGGCGCUUCGCGAGCUUUUGAAGGCGGCGCGAGACGGCCAGAGCGCGAGCAAGGAGGCACUCAGCCUUGGCUGCGGCGAGCUUGGUGAGAGAAGCUUCUCAAACGAUGAGCGGAGGAAAGGGAAUGAGGGUGAUUUGGGGUCUUCCACGUGCAUGCGCCAGAGCCCAGAAAUGAACGCGGUGCGUAGUCCGCUGGAAGGAGCAGGUGCGCAAGCGGAAAAAGAGCCGACAGGCACGAUGGAGGCAGACGAGGUUUUUCCAUACGGCGUGGAAGGAGGCGCAGGAGAGGCGCAGAUGCGAGUGUCGGACGAGGGAGACGAAGAGCGGCUCUUCAGCGACGCCUCUGAAGACGAAGAGCGGCUCUUCAGCGACGCCUCUGAAGACGAAGAGCGGCUCUUCAGCGACGCCUCUGAAGACGAAGAGCGGCUCUUCAGCGACGCCUCUGAAGACGAAGAGCGGGGCACUUACCACGAACGUCUGUGCUGGAUGUGUGGGGUCGGGGGCGACCUUUUCUUGUGCGACGGUGAGGCCAGAGACCGUCCACACAGAGAGGACGCAGAAGAAAAGCAAGAGAAUGUGCAGGCUGCCGGUGAACAGUCUCUGAAUCCCCGCGACAAGGAGAACGAACGCACCUUGAAAGCCUCGCGUCCAGUCAAGGACGCUGGUUUGCCAGUGCCGUCUCGGCGGCGCGGCGCUCCGUCUCGGGCGCGGCGGCGUUCGCCUUCCUCGUCACGCCGCUGUCGGCGCGUGUUCCAUCUGGCUUGCAUUUUCCCGCCCCCGACAGACGAGGAACUGCAGCCGGAUGCCGUCUGGCGGUGCCCGGUUUGCCGCUUCAAGAGAGCAAAACGGAGACGCCUCUCGACCAGCGCUGCAAGGCCCCAAACCGCGGCGCGCGGCGGUGCCUCGCACAGUCCGCCGAGUUCAGCAGGCCACAGCUUGCCUGUCGCCCGACCGCGCGUGGCGCAGACGUUGGCAGCAGAAGAUCUGAUCGAGCAGCGUGGUGUGGCGCUGCCUGGCUCGGCAUUUUCUCAACAGGAGCAAAAACAAUGGGUGCAGUUUCUCAGCACGCACCGGUUUGGCACGCAGUCGAGUGUCGCCCUGCAGAGAGUGUCUCUGAAGAAGUUGUUUGUUGAAGUGAUGAAGUGCUUCUUGGCUACCACCCGACGUGUGCGCCGGCGCUUCGACUCGCUCGUCCGCCAGCGCCAGCGCCGCGAGGAAGCUCAGCAGCGCAAGGAGCAGCGGCGCCAGUGGAUAGAGCAGCGUAAAGAAGAAAAACGAAGGACGAAACUCCAGAGAAGUCCUCAGGUAUCCACUCCUGCAGCAGGCUUGGGUGAAGAUGAACCCGAAGCGGGCAGCGUGAAAGAGAACGCAAAGGGUGGAAGGAGAGCGAGGAGGGCAGCACCAGAGGAGGAACCUGGAGACGAAGGGGAAGAAAACGCGGAACGACCGGCACAGAAACGAGCGCGGGCCGCCGGAGACAGCGCUGAGUCCCGAGAGGACAUGGAAGAGCCGGAAGAGCGAGAAAAUUCACAGCCGCAGCCGUCUUCUUCAGCGUCGCGCAAACCAAGGCGCACGAUUCGCACACGCUCCGCUGUUGCGGCGAGCGCCGCUGCCGGCGCCGCGGAUAGCGACGGGGUUGCUGACAAGUCCGACGUGGAAGAGGACGAAGACGACGACGAUGACGACGACGCGUGCCUGUUCAGGGAAGACGGGCGGCCGGUAGACCCCUUCGUUGCUGCCUCCAGAGAUUCGCGUUUUUCCCUUGCGCUUCAGAUCAUGAAGGAGGUCCGAGAAGCCACGGCGCGCGGCAGCCGCUGUGACUUUCCGUUGUCGCGCCUCGCCUGGCACAUCCAGGCUGGCUGUCGCUGCGACCGCGCGAUACCAGUGCGGUCCCGAUCAAAGCGUGUAGCGUCACCUAUGCUCCUGAACAGCACAGAUAUGUCGAAUUACCGCACUGCCCCACAGGGUGAUACAGCUGCACAGGAACAAACGAAUGGAACCGGCGCGCGGCGGCAAGAGCUCGUUUGCCGUGGCGGCUUGCGGGCGCAGAGCAGAGCGCACCUGCGGGGGAUCGCAGACGAAAACCGCAGUCUCAGCAGGCCUGCCUCGCCGCGCAUCGCCGCAGACGAUGGACACGAGUGCAAAUGCGGCCGGAGCGACGGAGAGAUUGAAAGAAGAGAAGACAGGCACGCGUGUUUGUGUGACGCUGCGGUGAUUGACGCCGCUGCCAAGGCAGUCGCCAGUCUAGCGAUUCGAGGCGCGGGCUCAGGCGGGAGGCGGGAUGAGAGGAGCCACGGGGCCACGGGUCGCUUCACCCUGGAGAGACAGAAUGCAGGCGGUCAAGCGAAGGGUGAAAAGGAAAGCAGAGGAAAGGAAGUCGCUGCAGAGGUUUUGGCUAACCCUUCUUCAGUGAUCCAAGCUUCGCAUGCGUCAACGGAUCUAUUGCAUGAAGUGGAGCCGGAUGAAUCGACCCUCAAGUCCGGGCACAAGGGGACAGAGAAUCCAUUUAGGCAAGCUUUCGCGCAGGCGACGUCGUCCUCAUCCUUGAGUUUCCUUUCCCGUUUCUGCAUCGCGCCGUUCGUCCCUCAGCCAGCGUCCCGCGCGUCCGCGUCUAUCCCUGGUCACGAUGCGAUCGGUCUCUCCUAUCGAAGAGGCAGCGGUGGCGUUUCCGGCGCCCGCGCGGCUGUCACGAGGGCAAGCCCAGGCCCCGCGGCGGGGGCGGGGAUGCCUUACGUCUCGCGGUCGACUCCGGGUGCCUCGGUCGCGUCAGUGUCUCCCGUGCCUCCUCCAGGCGCUGGUUUGCCCGCGCAUGGCCUCCAGGCUCACCCAGGCGCAUCGUCGGGAGCGCCCGCGACCGCCGCGGCGAAGAAGGCAAGGCCGUCCCCCUCUCCUGCAGCCUCUUCGCAGGGCUCUGGUGCCCCCCCUGCAGCGAAGGUGCCCUGUUUCUCGCGAGGCCGGACCAAGGCCGCAGCCAAGGCGACGCUGUUCUUGAAGGGGUGCCGGAGGCGAGGACAGGCCUUCAGCGAAGUCGAUGCACGGCGGGUGGGGGGCGGAGGCCUGUCUGCUGCGGUCGGCUCUUGCUCUGUGGCGAGGAAACCUGGGGCGGUCGCCUCAAGCGGCGCCGCUCUCGGAGGCAAAUCGCGGCUCCAUUCCUCGACUGUGCUCACCCCAUCAAAUAGGGGCGGCUCUCCCACCAUACGGGACAGGCCAGCGCACGCGCGCCCCGAUACCACAGGCGCGUCGCUCGUUAGUCGCUCCGCGGAAACUCCGCACCAAAACGUCUCCUCCGUUCUUGGAGCCAAGGCAGUGGUGAAAGAUGCUAGAGGCGAACCCGCGGCCUCUAAGGAUAGUCAGGGGUGCUGA
Messenger RNA from Besnoitia besnoiti, 11367 nucleotides. RefSeq lists its product as uncharacterized. The record is from RefSeq and is a predicted model, not a curated record. Lineage: Eukaryota; Apicomplexa; Conoidasida; Eucoccidiorida; Sarcocystidae. The transcript is spliced from 10 exons. The coding region runs from base 1 to 11367 and encodes 3788 amino acids. Gene Ontology annotation, molecular function: oxidoreductase activity.